AUGGCCUCUACGACCGUUCCCACCCAAGACCAGGUCUUGAUUCCUGAGACUCUGCUCAAGAAGCGCAAGAGCCAGGAGAAGGCCCGCGCUGAGCGCACCGCCGCCAUUGAGAAGCGCAAGGCUGGCAGCAAGGAGAAGCGCCAGGUCAUUUUCAAGCGUGCCGAGAAGUACGUCAAGGAGUACCGUGACGCCGAGCGUGAGAAGAUCCGUCUUAGCCGCGCCGCCCGCUCUGACGACUCUGCGUACGUCCCCGCUGAGUCGCGCCUGAUCUUCGUUGUCCGCAUCAAGGGUAUCAACAAGAUCGCCCCCAAGCCGCGCAAGAUCCUUCAGCUCCUCCGUCUUCUUCAGAUCAACAACGGUGUCUUCAUCAAGGUCACCAAGGCCACUACGGAGAUGCUGAAGGUUGUCGAGCCCUGGAUCGCCUACGGCUACCCCAACCUCAAGUCCGUCAAGGAGCUCAUCUACAAGCGCGGAUACGGAAAGGUCAACAAGCAGCGCACUGCCCUGACUGAUAACCUGAUCAUUGAGGAGAACCUCGGCCAGUACGGCAUCGUCUGCAUGGAGGACCUCAUUCACGAGAUCUACACUGUCGGCCCCAACUUCAAGCAGGCCUCCAACUUCCUCUGGCCCUUCAAGCUGUCCUCCCCCAACGGCGGCUUCCGUCCCCGCAAGUUCAGGCACUUCAUCGAGGGUGGUGACCUUGGCAACCGUGAGGAGGCUAUCAACGCCCUCAUCCGCCAGAUGAACUAA
Geosmithia morbida is the source of this 750-nucleotide messenger RNA. RefSeq names its product large subunit ribosomal protein L7e. The record is from RefSeq and is a predicted model, not a curated record. Gene Ontology annotation, biological process: maturation of LSU-rRNA from tricistronic rRNA transcript (SSU-rRNA, 5.8S rRNA, LSU-rRNA). Gene Ontology annotation, cellular component: cytosolic large ribosomal subunit. The transcript is spliced from 3 exons. Lineage: Eukaryota; Fungi; Ascomycota; Sordariomycetes; Hypocreales; Bionectriaceae. Bases 1 to 750 code for a protein of 249 amino acids. Gene Ontology annotation, molecular function: RNA binding; structural constituent of ribosome.